Molecule: messenger RNA, 4173 nt
Organism: Phytophthora sojae
Lineage: Eukaryota; Oomycota; Peronosporomycetes; Peronosporales; Peronosporaceae
Exons: 5
Coding region: 1-4173 (1390 amino acids)
Molecular function (GO): calcium ion binding
Source: RefSeq, a predicted model, not a curated record
AUGAACGGCAGUACAGGGCUGUCCCGCUCCGACAAGGUCCCGAGAUCUGCUGAAGCUGUUGGCGAUUCGAGCACACUUGGUAGCGGCAGUGGACUCAACUUUAAGCGCAAGAAGAACGCUCGAGAGCGGCUCCACCCUCUCGAGAGCGAGUCUCCGCGAUAUCCACGGCACCAUCAACAGCAGCGACAUCUUUCAGUUGCUCCAUCAUCGCCGUCCCGUUAUCCCCAUUCACCUCGCGCACCGAAAGGAGCUCACGGUCCUGAAGAGUCGGACGAUGAAAUGAUCCAGCUGAAGCGGUUGAAUGCUCACCUGGCAUCGGGCGAGACGGUCGAAGAGUGGAUCUGGUCGUACGAAGAGGAGCGAGGCAACUUUGCUUCGUUCGCUGUCUUCACUGAAGUCAAGCUGGAUGAGGUGCAGGAGGGAUACGUGGAGCAAGUCGGCCGCCCAAAUGCCGUGGAAGCAGCGGCGUGCUGUGCGACGCUGCUGAAGAUGCCGGGUAUCGUCGGGUGCUACCGAACGCUGUUGGAGAAGAUGUCGGCGGGGAUCCAAGGCGCCAUCUACCUUCCAGACGCCUCGUUGCCAUCCAUAGUCACCGACUCGACCUCGCCGGACGCGAUGUCCGCGCUCGUGCAGAGCUUUUACGCUCGCACCCCGUACUUCGAGCGCGUUCGCGAGCUGGAGAAGACACUGCUGGCAAGUCGGAGUAUCACGGAUCCCAACGUGCUGCGUGCCGUCAGUGUGGAUGACGUGGCUCGGAUCUUCCAGUACGUUCCGUUCGCUCACGUCCAAGCGGGGAUCGCAAUGGUCUACGCCACCAACUCGGCCAUGCUGGAUCAGCUUGUGAACGCCCUGCAAGAGCAACAAGGUUUGCUGUUACUGAGACGGAAAGGCAUGGGGAUGGAUGAUCCAGACUACCCUGUACAUGUUCCGCUGGCUACGAGUGCGCAGAUCUGUCGCGCCAUCACACACAACGCCGCAAGCUUCAGCUCGAGCGGGCGAGACAUGAUCCUCUGCGCUAUCGUGGGGUUGGUAGACGCCGACUCGUUUCGAGACGUCUUUGAGCACUUCGACCUGCACGGGAAGAUGUGCUUCCUGCAUAACCUGACCUACACUGAAGGCAUGGAUCAGCUGGAGCUUGUCGUGGACGCGCUGCCCAAUGCGGGCGAGUCGCUCUUCCGAUUGUACCUCGCUACGUGCUCCGGCAGGGUCGGAGAUCUACCGGACGAGAAGGCAUUGGGAGGUGAGAUAGUGCCGCGUGCUAGUCCCAAGGACGUGUUCUUCCUCAAGCUGCUGAGCGCCGACAUGGAGUUCUUCUUCUUGAGCGACCUGGCCGCGUACUUGACCGAGGCGCAGUGGCUUCUACUCUCAAAGGAGUACGAGAAGAACGACAAUGAGCCGUCGAUCGAGCGCUUCCAGAUGAUCAUGCUGAACUACCUGCGCCACCACAGCUUGUCCAGCGCGCAGCUACUGCAGCUCAUGUCUAGCACGUUCUUGCUGAUGCUGGAGGAGAAGGAACUCAGCCAGCUUAUUGACAAAUGCUGGGCGCGUUUCCCUCUGGAAGGACAGUGGACCAAGGCUCUGGCUGUGGUGCAAGACUUGGGCAACGGGAGGACGCCUGCUUCACCGCUAGACGUCAACUCCGAAUACGUCGCCGCUAUCCGUCUCAAGAUGCUGAAGACACUGUUCAAGAUGUUGUCGCGAGAGGAGCGAGCUGCGUGGAUUGACCGGCUCAAUUUUAAAUACCCGACGGAUAGCUACAAGAAGAGGAUCCAAGACCUGAAAGGCGCCGCCACAGCAGCCAAGAACGCUCCUCCCGAUCUCAGUGACCCUGCGGUGCAUAUUUCCCGUAUGAAGGCGGAUCUGAAGGUGCGCUGGCUGGAGGCGAUCAUGGAUUACGUGUUGAACGAGACGGAGGGCUCAGCGAGGCUGGCAGCGCUCAAGCAGGCUCUCCAGCCGUUUGCGAAUGGUAAAAUGCCGCCACCUCCACAACAACAGGGCAAAGUUACUCUCGCGUCUGCGGAAAAGUCCAUCCAGCAGUUGCUUGGUCAGUUGAGCGCUGCGGAUAGAGCAGCUCUGCUCGCGAAGCUUGCACCUCCAUCGAUUGAUAAGGCUCAAUCCGAGGUAGUCGACCGAGCGGCGUCGCCUGUUCAAGAGCUGGAACAAUUCUCUCUUCAAGGAGUAGCUAGGCCGAACUUGUCGCGGAGACUAAAGCGCAGACUCACGGCUGUCACCGCUGUGUCCGAGCCGAUGGAAUGGCAGGAGUACGUCAAAGUCGGUUGUCUUGAUGUUGGCUGUCAGACUACUUUCGAGAGUGAGAGUGAACCUGGCGAUUUGUCCGGUGGAGCUUCAUCAAACGGCGCUUCCUCCGCUCGUAAAUCGUCUCGGGUGCCCGCGUCUCCCGUAAAAGCUGCACCAUUGACUCUGACUGCGUUGCUUGGGAAGAACAGCGGUGGCAAGAACAAGAAGGACAGGUACCAGAAGAUCAACAGCGUCGCGGUUCCUCGUGCAAUUUCUGGGCUGAUCACCUCGUGGCGCAUGAACACGGACCAGCUCAUCCAGUUCGCCAAAAAGUCGUUGGCGAAUGUCCUCAAGAUCAUCGCGGACGCGUACAGCGAGAUGCUGAGUGCAACAAAGCGUAAGAACCAGCAGCAGCGAGUGCCGUACGCUACACCACGAGGCAGCGGGCGGACGCUGUCGCUCUCUCAGAUCGUGUACCAGUCUUUCCUUCACAGCUAUGGACUACCAGGGAUCGCGGACAUGCAUCUCCUAGCCUUCUCCUGUGCGAUCGAGACCUACCGCGCCCAGCAUCUGCGUGUGGAGCAGUUCGCUCAAUUCUGCUUCGAAGAAGUGCCCAAGUCGGAGCUGACAAACUAUCUGGAGUUUCUCGAGUGUAUCGUGUCGGACGAUCUGACAGGGACUAUGAUGGCCAGCCACCUCUCAGGACCAGUCACAAUGCCGUCCUCUGCUAACGGAGGAGGAAGUAUGCUGAAUAACACUGGUAAUUCACGUGGCAUGGCGCAGAACACGCCUCCUGUCAACACGAAACGAUCACGCUUCGGUGCUCGCCUCAACGUUCCCGACAAGGAGAACUGGACGAUCUCAGUCGAUCGAGCGCAGGAGAUCGCGCAGCUCUGCUUCCGAGACAUGCGAAAGGCGAACGUGGCCACGUUCUGCGAUAAUUUGGCAAUGAUCGCAGCUCAAGGCAACUCAACAGCAGUGCUAUCAUCUGCAGCUGCAGUACCAGCACCAGCAGAGCCGACGAGUGGGGACCAAGUGCUGAAUGUUGAUCAUUUAUUGCAGUUAGCGAUCGCUGAGUGGCGACUGGAGCAGGUUCGACGCGAGCGCCACUUGCUGGACGCGUUCCGUGCUGGAGACGUGAACGGCGACGGGCAGUUGACGUCGGCUGAGUUCACGCAAAUCGUGCUGUCUAUCGACGCGUCUCGGGAUCUCGGCGAUAUUCUACUGAUGUACAGUGAUACACUGCGACGCACGCAGUGCGACCAGCUCAACGCCGAAGUGUUUCUGCAGGUUGCGCGCGAGCAUGAACUGGAUCGCGUGGUGUGGCAAGGUGAUGGAGAUCUGUACGGUGUCGUGAACGAGGUGACAGACAUGGAAGCCACGUGGGCUCACGUCCGAGGAUUCUUCGUUGGAACACUGGAAGCUCUGGCUCGGGAUCUCCCGCCUACGCACUUCUUGCGCAUAUGUGAAGGUGCUGGAUGCGGCUGCUUGAAAUGCCUCUUGGAUGGAUACAUCGGCUUCCAGAAGAUGAGACGCGAGUUUGCGCUCUCCCAGCAGCAGCAGAAGCUUUCAGGGGGCUUAGGUCGACGCAAUUCGUACGUCGGAGUGUCGUCGCAGCUUGUGUGGGCGCGAUUCUGGCAUCUCAUGCGUCAACUGCAUGACGCCGCAGCGGAGAGCGACGGCAUUGUGACCCCGUGGGAAGGCAUCAAGUACGUCCGAGAUCAGCCGGUGCUGGCACUAGCUCCGAGGUCCAACACCCGCCGACGGGACUCGCUGCCGAACUUCCUCUUCCCAGACACCGCGCGCAUCACGGCCAAGAUGAGUGCGGCUCAUAACCCGGAAGCUUUCGACGCUCCGACGAUCCACGCCCAGUUCGCGUAUUUGCUCACCCAUGUCACCGUCAAAGCACCAGAGCCGACUACGCGCCAAGCGUAG